AUGUCUUUAUCAUUUGUACAUGCAAGUCCAAGCCCUUGGUCAACUAUUGUUAAAGCAGGCUGGCUUCAGAAACGAGGUAAUUAAGUUGUUUAUGACCAUAAAUUAUUUUUGAUUUUCAUGAAAAAUGUAUCUCAAUCGAUAUCUACUAAGGCGCCAGAGAGACUGUUGCUUUUGAGUCCUUUUUGUCUGAAAUUAGAUGUGGAUUGUGACCAUUUGGGUGUACAGUGGGUAAGGUUUUGUGCUGUUACUCUGAAACCUGAGGGACUGGAAUAGGGUAUUCAAUUUGCUAUCCAGCCCAUAUCUGAUAGGGUGCGAUAAAAAAUCAGAAAUUCUGCGAUAUUUUCUGGGUAGAUUGUGCGAUAAGAUUAUUAUGCGAUAAUUAAAUUAUGUGAUUUUUUCAGGGCUAAUUUACAUUGUUUUACCAGGUUUCAAAGGAGAAAAACCACUUUAACGUUGUUUAACAGGCAAUUUGAAUGUAAAGGAAUAUAAGAAAACUUCUUAUUUUAAAACAAAACAGUUAAAUUUGUCCAAUUAUCUUGACUCGGAAAAGAAAACAAUUAGAAAGAAAGAAAAAGGAUGCUUGUUUAGUAUUCCAUGACGCCGUUACACGGCUAACCACACUGCUUGUCUCUGAAAUCAAAAUGGCUGCCCAGAUAUAGUACCGUGAUCGAAGGUUUCAGAUGUCUUGCACGGCUUUCUUUAACGUUAAAUCUCCUUAAAUAAAAUUAACAUUGGCAAAAUGUUUAGUUUAAGUUAGAAUUCAUUGUUUACUUAAUCUUUAGGGUUAAGGUACUAAAGGUAAAGGCACACACGAGUCAAAAGGUCCACACAGGCGGAGCUUAUACUGGUUUCCAGCAUGAAGCAAGCCUAGUAGUAUUGCUACUCCCCCCUGGACAGGAUGCUGGACGGGAUGCUAGUCCAUCGCAGGGUUACCCCCAUCAGUAUGUCUUGCAGUAAUUGAUGUCAUGCUGUUGCGGUGACCCUGCCAAUAAUUGGCGAAUCUAAUAAAAUAAAAUAAAAUAUGUCGCAGGUACCCAUUUAUACACCUGGGUGGAGACAAAGUGGAGUAAAGGAAACAAUGCGACGGGCAAGGCUUGAACCCCAGACCUCCAGAUCCAGAGUUCAAGGUGUUAACCGCUCAGCCACGCAUGCCUCCACCUAGACUUGCCUACAAGUCGAGCUCAAAUUUUUUCGUGAGUGCGAAGCUUGAGCGGUACAUUUUUAUGUUUUCUGCAGCAAAACCGAGUAAGAGAACGAGGGCUCGACUUGUUUCCCCUGCAGAAAAUCACAUCAAGUGACAUCAUUUUGGCAGGAACUAUUUGCGUCCCUGUCGCAUGCUUGUGUCCUCGUGAGCUGUCAAAGUAUGUCAAAACAAACAAAUAACGGAAAAAAAUUCCGAUAAGAGAAAGUAAAACGGAUAAUGAACAAAAGUGCCUUCUUGUGAUAUUUGUGAGUUCAGUCUCGAGACAUUUUGGCCCUUCAUCUGUGGAGUUCAAGUACAUAAGAAUCGUUGCAAGGUUUGCAUACGCCAAGAAAUAACAAAAAAAAACUUUGUAGUGUGUGUGCCCAAAACAAAACAAGUUGGUAAUGUAUUCUCACUCCAUGGCUACCAGGAAAAUCCGGCCUUGGUAAAUUAUGCAAAAAGAGGAAGAUAAAACGCCCACUAAAUCUUUGUAUUUGAAUUCAGGCAUUAAAACAAAAUCAAAAUACAGCCUGCACAUACACAGUUCAAAUGAAUUUGGAUCAAGUCACUUUUCAUGCGGCGUGAUUUAGUCUGAUUGACGGCGCAUCAGUAAAACCGUUUGUGAUUGGAUAAAACCUACAGGAGGAAAUUAAAAUUCCUCCUGUAAAUUUGGUGGGCUGCUGAGGGGCUGCAAGUCCUUCGCACUGGGGCCAAAUACCAGAACCGGAAAUGAGAAGCGAAGGACUUUGAGAAAGUCUAGCCUCCACCUAAUAUAGGGCCCGGGGGGGGGGGUACUUUAGGGUACUUUAGCUGAAUUUUGCUACCCUAUACUAGAGUAAACUUCCCAAAUCCUCCCUAUCCUAGAGUAGCUGUUUACCAGAAACUACUGAGGUCACUAGCACAGUUUAGCCAAAACAAAACCUUAUACCACAAUCCCUAGUCUAGAUAAAAUCUUCAACCAACUGAUCAGUUUCCUGAAAAAUGAUACCCUAUUCUAGACCCAAACACUCUGAUUUAUAUACCCUAUCUUAGAGUAAAUUGCUUGAAAACCAUACCCUUCACAGAGGCACAUACCUAUAUAGCCCAUAUAUGGCAGUACCCCCAGGAUAUAGGGUGGGUAAGGUGAAAUAUUUUGGUGUGAAAUUGGGCAAGGGUUAUGGGAAGCAUGCUGCACAAGUACUCCACCCUAAUUCUCAAGGAGCACCUUUUAACCUCAGUGCAGGAGUCAGUCCCUUUGCAGAGCAGAGCCAUUUUUUUCCACCAUUUUCUUUGCUGAAACCUCCCUCCUGAUCAUAAUAGCACUGUUUUUGUAACUGGAGAAAGAAUCAGGGUACUGUCUAUUGCAAAAUAGCAGAGACCGCAAGCUUGUAAAAUGUGUUAACUUUUGAUGUUGUCAAAGAUCAACAGUCACAGAUGGCAAACAGAAAACCACAGUUAGCUGUUGGCUAUAAAUUAAUGUUACUUGUAAUCUCUCUCCCCACAGAACAAUCACAAUCAAUUAACCAAUGCCAAAUAAUUUUUGUGAAAUCUUAUUCUCAGGGGAACACAUUAAGAAUUGGAGACCAAGGUAUUUUCAGCUUUGGAGUGAUGGUACUUUCAUUGGGUACAAGGAGAUUCCCAAGUCAAGAGAAACUGAACCUUUGAACAACUUCUCUGUUUACAGUAAGUACACUGAUAAAUAACUUCAAUCAUUAACUCCAAUAAUUGAGUAAGUAACAUUUAUCACAUAAGAAAUCACCACAGUAUCUUUCUAUGAUUAUGUGCUUAUACAUGUAUGUUGAUUUGAGCAUUUAUACAUGUAUACUGGCUUAUUACUCUUGCCAGUUCAUCAUCAAGUUGCCACGGUACAUGUAAUUUUAUUGACCAAUUCUAGGUUCUAUUGCAUUGUUUCUCCCCUACAUUGUAACCUAGCAACCUUUGCUCUAGGAGUGCUCAGCAGCCCCGCCUGGCACCUUUAUUUUUAUACGCUGUACAGUGUAAUAUAAUAUUGUGAGUCGCUGGUGUGUUUUUUCUUUAUUUAUUUUACCAGAGUGUCAAAUUAUGAGAACAGAAAAGCCAAAGUCAAAUUCAUUUAUUAUAAGGUAAAGUGUACGUUUAUUUUCGAGUGGGUGAACUCUCUCAAGUUUUUGUAAUAUUGGCUAGAUGAGAAGACAACGUUGAUGUCCUCUUUACUUUAAUGUAACAUCUGAGAUGUGUGUGAUGUAUGAACUCAUGACAUGAGAAGAGCUAAGACCUUACCAUGAAAGAAAUGCCCCUCCAUCUUUUGUAACAACAGUGUGGAUCCUUUCUGUUAAUUGCCUUCAAAUAAACAAACAAAACAAGGGUAAAGGAGACCAGGCUAAUGGCUCAAUGCCACCCCUUAAGAUCAUCUGAACUGAGACUAGAUUACAAGGCUGUGUUGUAAGGAAAAUUGAAGGGAGCCAAGUGCUCUGAGCCUGUGAAAUCCAAGGUACCCAGCAUAUGAUUUGUAUGCAAAAACUAAGAUUUUGUAGUCACCGGAGAGAAAAAGUUAGGCAAGAACCACAGGCUACCGGGCUCUGCAGGAGCACAGCCUUGGAUUAUCAACUCAGCGAGCAUGAGCUUGUGGUCCAGCAUUGGUUUGAGCACAGGCCUACUACUCAGCAGCCAGGGGUUACCCUGCUGACUUAACUUGGUGGCAGUAGGUUCCCAAGAACUUAGUGUUCAAGGCAUUGUUAGUAAUCAGCAUCAAUUUUCUCCUAACAGUAAUUUUUUAAUACAUAACCAAGAGAAAAGGUUACAAGAGUUAAUCCAGUGAUACCAAAUAAAAAUGUUUUGAUUUUUAACAGUCUCUUAACUAAUUCCUUAAGGAAAUGUAUGAAGAUCUGUCUGGAGAAUUUGUAUGCAGGUAUUGGAAAGAGAAAUUAGAUGAUGAUGACUCUUUAGGGAUAAAAAGUUACCAUGGAUGAAAUUUUGUGUAAUACUAUAAAAAUAAAUUAUUUUUAUAGUAUUACACAAGAUUUCAUUCAUGGUAACUUUUUAUGACUUUCAGUUCAAAGAAAAAUGAUUUGUGACAUUUUUGUUUAUCCACAGAUGUUGGCAGUGGACUACACUGAUAGAGAGGACAUUCCAUUUAGACAACCUUGCUGAAAGGUUUGCUGUUCAUGCACUCAAGUGAUUGCUUGUGGUUACAGUUUUUUAAUUAUUUUUUAAAGGCUUAUGUUCAAUUUUCCCCUUGCUCCUUCCCUCUUGAGUGCCUGGCAUGGAGGCUAAGGAAAGAGGCCCUCUGGGGGGUGGUAACAUAAUGUCCCUAGACGGAUUUUCACAACCUGUUGACAUGUCCCUGUCAGAAUUUUUUUACCAUUGUAUUUGGAAUUCCAGUUUCAAUACCUUCUUCAUGUCGCUUGUCCCCAUUUCAUCUGUCUUAUGUCGCUGUUCCAGGGCCUGUGUUGCUUGUUGAAAUGUUACCUUAACAGGGCCUCGUUCAGGAAAGACCCACUUGUUGCAUAGAUUUGCAUUGAAUGAAUGAUUUUCCGGUAAUCAGAGACCCAUGUUUUGCACAAAGGAUUCUGGGAUCGCCAGGGGGCAAGCAUUGCGAGUCGUUACAAAGAAAUGUGUGGCGUGGAGUUGUCUCUCCAUUAAAAGCGGUGUCUUUGGGCAGAGAAUGCAGCAUUUUGCCAUGAUUUUAUGAGAAACGGAGGUGACUAAUGUUAGGGCGUUGAAAUUUCAAGUUUCUGUGCGAUAAAUGCGAUAAAUUCUAUCGAUAAACAGUCCUUGCGUGCUAAGGUGAGGUUGAGGGUGAAAUUUAUGUUUACUGAAUUUACACAGUGAUCUACAUGAAGAAAAGGUCUCGAAAUAUAUAGUGCAAAUUUAGGUAUACAUGUAGGGGGAUUGGUUCAUUUAAGCGUUUAAGUUAUAAUUACGUGUGGUGAUAUUUACGACGAGUGUAAUUACGCUCGGCCGUGAUGAGCGCUGUGCGGCGCUGUGCUGGUUAUGACAAGACAAUCAUAGGUAUGUACGUGGCCAUAAAAAUAAAAAAUCCUCCUUUACUUUGGUAUAAACAAAGUGACCUGGUAUUUAACCAUUAGUAGAUGAGGCAGAAAUCGUACGAACGAGUAAGUGCCAGAUGUACUUACUGAGUUCUGUAUUGAGUCUCUUGUUUGGGUCUCUGAAAGAAGACUUAUGGUUCGAGUAUCUGGUCUUAAAAGAGUUCUCAGUAAGGCCUACAUAGGUCUCGGCUGGCCUGUUGUCCUCCUUUGCUACUGUGGCUUGGUAGAUCACGGCUGAAUUUAAGCAAUUACCGUCCAGAGCGCAAUGAGCUGGUUGACGGCAGUUACAAGCGUUAGGUGGUACGGCGUUUGUUUUCUGUAGGGUGGAUUUGUUGUGGCCAUCAAUUUUUUGCUUUAGAUUCAACAUGCAGUUGUAACUGAUCUUAACUGUGUUAGUACUAUGUAAGUUACGUACUAUAUAUUUCGAGACCAUUCAGUAAAUUUCACAGUCGACCUUACGCAAGGAGUGUUUAUCGAUAGAUUUCAUAGCAUUGAUCCCACGAAAACUUACAAUUUCAAAGCACCAACAUUAGUCACCUCCGCUUCUCAUAAAAUCACAGCAAAAUGCAGCAUUCUCUGUCCAAAGACACUGCUUUUAACGGAGAAACAGCUCCAAGCCAUACAUUUCUUUGCAGCGACUUGCAAUGUUUGCCCCCUGGUGAUCCCAUAUUCCUGUGCGCUUAACUAAGUCUCACAUUACUGGAAAAUCAUUCAUUGCAAGUCGCACUUUUAUUCAAAGCCUCUUGAGCUUGUAGCCUUGAUGUUAUUUUGAAUGGUUCAAAUACACAGUAAAUUUUGCUGUCACAUUUUGCAGAGAAGAAUGGGUUACUUCCAUUCAAGAAGUAGCUGAUAAA
Porites lobata is the source of this 6044-nucleotide messenger RNA. The record is from the annotation of a GenBank genome assembly. NCBI's taxonomy places the organism in Eukaryota, Metazoa, Cnidaria, Anthozoa, Scleractinia, Poritidae.